Molecule: messenger RNA, 453 nt
Organism: Helianthus annuus (common sunflower)
Lineage: Eukaryota; Viridiplantae; Streptophyta; Magnoliopsida; Asterales; Asteraceae
Exons: 1
Coding region: 1-453 (150 amino acids)
Source: RefSeq, a predicted model, not a curated record
AUGGCCGUUUGGGAAGCGGGUAGUGAAACUAAUCUACGGCUUAUGUGCUGCCCGCUUUGCAAGUAUGAUCGUGACUCAAGGAACCACCUCUUCUUUCAAUGUGUAUAUGCUUCAGAAGUUUGGAGGAAGGUCAAAAGCUUGGUUGAUAUGGAAGAUGUUACGGACUCAUGGGAUUCUAUCUUACAAUGGAUGGAUCUUAAUGCUCAUUCUAGAACUGCGGAGAGUAUUAUUUGCAGGAUUGUGGUUGCGGCCUCAACUUACUUUGUUUGGCAGGAAAGGAACAGUAGAUUAUUUAAUCAGAAUCAGCGAAGUGCUUCUGUACUUGCAAAGGUUAUCAUAGACACUGUUCGGCUCAAAAUAAUGGGGUUCCGGUUUGGUAGAUGUCCGAAGCAGCAGAAGAUCUUGGACAGGUGGCUGAUCUCGAAGAAGAACAUGGUUGCUGAUCCCGGCUAG